AAGGUCUCUCCUCUUCCUCGGCUCCUCGGCGAGUGUCUCGUGUGCGAUGCGAGUGGAAGAUCGAGCGAGGGCGAGGGUGGGUGAGAUGGAGACGGGAUGCGGCGCCGGACAGAAGCUGGAGGAGGAGGAAGCGCCAGCGGCGCAGAGGGAGCGGGAGCGGGAGUGGGAGGAGGCCGCCGAGGCGGUGGCGUACGACUCGUGCACCUGGCCGCCGCCCGUCGUGGCGGUGUGCGGACCGGGGAACAGCGGCAAGUCCGCCUUCUCCCGUCUUCUGCUCAACACUCUCAUCGACAGGUACAAGAAGGUUGGAUACCUGGAUAUUGAUGUUGGUCAGCCUGAGUUCACCCCUCCAGGGUUUGUGUCGCUUCAUGUUUUUGAGGAAAAGCCUAAAGAUUUGACAAUUUUAUACCUGCGCAAUCCAAAGAGGUGCUUCUUUUUUGGCGAUAUUUGUGCAAAAAGGAACCCGAAACUUCUCUUGACCUACAUAUUUGGCCUUCAUGAUUAUUUCCUUCAAGAGUUCUAUUGCCUUGGUGAGGUUGGAAACCCCAAGAAAUCAGCUAUACCACUUGUUAUUAAUACUUCAGGAUGGGUAAAAGGUACUGGGCUUCAGGUUCUAACAGACAUGUUGAAAUAUGUGUCCCCAUCUCAUGUAAUUCGAGUAUCCACGAUAGUAGAGCGUAAAAAUUUACCAGGUGGAAUGUUUUGGAUGAAUGAAGGCGAAGGAGAUUCAUCAGUGAAUGUAGUUGAAAUUCCUGCAGCACAGAACUCUCCUCGUCAUAUGUUAGCAAAGAAAGAGGCACGUAUUAUGCGUGACCUGAGGCUGAUCGCUUACUUCAGGCAGUGCUUACCAAGAGAGUUCCCUGUUUUCUGUUUUGAUGAUUUGGUUCAAGGCUUUGGUUCUAUACAUCCAUUUCGGCUUCCUCUGUCAAAAAUACAUGUUAUUGAUCUGCACUGCCAGGUUUCACUUAGUGGUACUGAUGUGCAGCGCUUCUUGAAUGGCACAAUUGUUGGUGUGGCAACAAAUGACCCUCCUCCUUUGUCAACUGAAUGUUCCACUCCUUGUUGCAUUGGACUGGGUUUCAUCAAAGCCAUACAUAUUUCGGAAGACUGUAUUCAUUUGAUAACACCUGUUUCUCACAAGCUUAUGGAAAAGGUCGACAUCCUUCUUCUGAGCUCUAUUGCUGUUCCUAGUUGCCUCUUGCAGGCCUCUGAUACAUUAACCGAUAUAACAGACAGACUGAGGGAACUCUAGAUCUUUGGAGAUGCUUCAAGCAUGGUCAUUACGGAUACCAAGUCUUCAAUUAUCAAAAGUGACGAUGAACAAUUAAACUAAGACUACAAAAUUAAUUGGACCGUGCAAUAUCAAUUUCAUAAUGUGUUGGUUAAACUAUCUUGAAGAUUAAAAGAUAUGGAGAAACUGUUGAUAAACUAUACUUCGAUGUACAUGUUAAUAUUCUGUUAUUGAAUAUGCAACAUUAGAUA
Sorghum bicolor (sorghum) is the source of this 1482-nucleotide messenger RNA. RefSeq names its product polynucleotide 5'-hydroxyl-kinase NOL9. Gene Ontology annotation, biological process: cleavage in ITS2 between 5.8S rRNA and LSU-rRNA of tricistronic rRNA transcript (SSU-rRNA, 5.8S rRNA, LSU-rRNA). The coding region runs from base 47 to 1252 and encodes 401 amino acids. Gene Ontology annotation, molecular function: polynucleotide 5'-hydroxyl-kinase activity. Gene Ontology annotation, cellular component: nucleus. The record is from RefSeq and is a predicted model, not a curated record. NCBI's taxonomy places the organism in Eukaryota, Viridiplantae, Streptophyta, Magnoliopsida, Poales, Poaceae. The transcript is spliced from 9 exons.